Mobula hypostoma (lesser devil ray) is the source of this 1615-nucleotide messenger RNA. RefSeq names its product collagen alpha-1(XXVIII) chain-like. Gene Ontology annotation, molecular function: extracellular matrix structural constituent conferring tensile strength. The coding region runs from base 38 to 1549 and encodes 503 amino acids. The record is from RefSeq and is a predicted model, not a curated record. The transcript is spliced from 17 exons. Lineage: Eukaryota; Metazoa; Chordata; Chondrichthyes; Myliobatiformes; Myliobatidae. Gene Ontology annotation, biological process: extracellular matrix organization.
CUGAGAAUAAGCUGCACAGCAAGUAUUCCAGAUUCCAAUGAGUACAACAAGCAAGAUAGGUGACGGGUUUGAGAAGAUGGCAAUUGGAUUCGCGAGAGCGAUUGUUUCGAUGUUCGCCUUUUUGACUUUGGUUCCAACUGAAAUUGGCAGCCGCAACGUUGGUAGGAAGAAGGGGAGAAAGCAACCUGCGUCAAUUAUCCAACAAUUGGACCAAGCCACAGAUCUCAGCUGCAUUAUAGAAGUUGCUUUCAUUUUGGAUAGCUCUGAGAGUACCAAAGAUCUCUUAUUUGAAAAAGAGAAGAAAUUUGCGAUUGAGUUCACUGAAAAAGCUUUACAGUCUGAGCAGUCAAAAAAGCUGAACCUGCUCUGGAGAAUGGCCGUUCUACAGUACAGCAGUUCAGUCAAGAUGGACCAUAGUUUCCGAGACUGGCAAGGCCUGGAUCUAUUCAAGAAUCGUGUGCGAUCCAUGAUACACAUUGGCCACGGCACUUACACUUCAUAUGCCAUAGGAAAUGCGACUCAGCUCUUCCAGACUGAGGCAAGGCAGAACAGCGUGAAGAUUGCCAUUUUAAUGACAGACGGAGUGGAUCAUCCCCGCAAUCCAAACCUUCAAGACAUCGCAGCUCAUGCUAAGCAGAAUGGAAUUUUCUUAUUUUGUAUCGGGCCCUCACAUAUUUCUUCAGAGCUGUCGGCAGUGGCAAGUCUUCCAGCAUCACAAUUUGUUCAUGGCAUCAGCGAUACCAACCUUACGAGCAAUAUACUCCAUGAAGUAUUGAAAAUUGCCAAAGGGUUGUGUCCAAAACAAAAGCUAUGUUCAUGCGAAAAGGGAGAUAGAGGAAAAGAUGGAGCUCCUGGAAGAAGAGGAGAUCGAGGUCAAGAUGGCAGACCUGGUGAAAAAGGAGCACAGGGAUCACGAGGUUUAAAAGGAGAGCCUGGAAUUCCUGGUGAAAAGGGCAGAGCUGGGUUCAAAGGAAACAAGGGUUCGAAAGGAAAAUGUGGGCUCCCGGGAGUAAAAGGUGAAAGUGGUCCUGAAGGGCCACCAGGUCCAACUGGAAAGAGAGGACCACCGGGACCAGCUGGCAUAGCUGGCGAGCAAGGCCCUGAAGGAAUCCAAGGCCCAAAGGGUGAUCGUGGUCUUACUGGUUUAGAAGGUCCAAUGGGAAAUGCUGGAAUUGGAUACCCAGGACCAAAAGGUGCAAAAGGUUCACAAGGAGCAUCUGGUCCUCCUGGUCCUCCUGGGAUUGGAGAACCUGGAUUACCUGGUAAUAGAGGAGAUCCUGGUGCAAAGGGUGAAAAAGGACUGCCAGGACAAGGUGCUCCAGGACCAAAGGGUGACAUUGGGUAUAGUGGACCUAAAGGCUCUCGAGGAGCUCCUGGAGCAGGACUCAAAGGUGACAAGGGCGAUAUAGGGCAUCCUGGACCAUCUGGUCCUAAAGGCACAGCAGGAAUUGGUUUGCCAGGCCAGAAGGGAGACCAAGGCUUUAUAGGACCACCUGGGCCAAGAGGUCCAACAGGAGAAGGACUCAUUGGAGAAAAGGUACAAAGUUAAAUUACUUUCAGGAAAUGAACAUUUUUUAUGGCUUGCAUAUAGUACCUCAAAGAAAUUGGAUUGUAU